AUGUAUUUUAACAACAACAGGACAACGACACCUUCUCCCUUGUACGGAACCCAAUGGGGUGCUCCUCGUUACAACAAGACACCUUCCAAGGUGGUUUCGAUUCCGGUUCAUUUCGUUGGGUCUGAUAGAAACAGAACUGAUUCGGUGAUGAAGAUUCAGAGGGUUGCAAGAGGGUAUCUUGUGAGGAAGAGUGUGAAGAAGAUGUUGAAGAUGAAGGUGGAGUUGGAGGAGAUUGAGAAGAAGGUGAAUAAUGAAGAAACGGUGAAGAUGAUGAAGAAGGAGCAAAAGGAGAGGAUGAGGAUGGGUGAAACCAUCAUGAAUUUGCUUCUUAGGUUGGAUUCUGUUAGAGUGUUUCAUUGUUGUGCUCUUAGGGACUUGAGAAAGUUGCUCAUUAAAAGGGCCAUUUUUCUUCAAGAGUUUGUUGAUCAAAUUCAAAUGGUGGUGGAGAAGGAAGGGGGGUGUGAGGAGGAACUUGAGGGUGGUAAGAAAAUUGAAGGUUUGGUGAAUGAGGAUGGAGAGGGUAACUAUGUGGAGGAAGAGGUGAAUUGUAUGGAGAAAGAAGAAGGGGGGUGUGAGGUGGAGAAUGAGGGGGGUGAAAAAAUGAAACUUUCUGAGAAUGAGAAUAUUGGUGAGGGUAAAUGUGUAAAAGAAGAGGAGAAUUGUUUGAUGAAGGUAAAAGAGGAAGAGGGUGGAGAUGAGGAUGAGAAGAAGAUGGAGGAAGAAGAGAGUGUUGGAUCAAGUUUGGUGAAGCAAGAAAUUGAGGAUGAUAGUGUGGAUGUGAAAGAAGAGGAGGGUAGAAAUGUAAUUGAAUGUGAGGAGGAAGAGGAUGAGAAUAGAGAAAUGUUAAGAAGAAUGAUGAAUGAUAAUGAGAAGAUGAUGUGUAUGAUGGCACAAUUGUUUGAGAGGAAUGAGAAGCAAACAUCACUUCUCACAUCUCUCACACAAAGGGUGGAGCAGCUAGAAAGAGCAUUCACUUGUGACAAGUUGAAGAAGAAGAACAAGAGGAGGAGACAUGUUGAUGCAAAACAUAGAUAUAAUGGAUGCAUAUGA
This is a messenger RNA of Lathyrus sativus (Indian pea), 1050 nucleotides long. The record is from the annotation of a GenBank genome assembly. NCBI's taxonomy places the organism in Eukaryota, Viridiplantae, Streptophyta, Magnoliopsida, Fabales, Fabaceae.